GGGAGGUCGCCACGCUCGACGACCUUGCUUUGACUUUGGGAGUUUUGGGAUACCGACUUGCCGCGGCUUGGACUCGUCGAGCGACGAACAGCUGCGUGACGUUACGCGUCUCGUUGGUAAAGGGUUAGCGAGCCUCGUCACACCCGGCGGUAGCGGUACUACUCGCCUCUAUUUGCACGAUAUCGGAAUCGCGAGGGAAAGCACGAUCGCUAUGGCGCUCAACAAGCUCAGCAUCGACAAGGUGGAGUUGGCGGACAAGAGGGUGCUUAUACGGGUCGACUUCAACGUGCCGCUGAAAGAGGGAAAGAUAACGAACAAUCAGAGAAUCGUCGCCGCGCUGGACACGGUGAAGUACGCCAUCGACAAGAAGGCCAAGUCGGUCGUGCUGAUGUCCCACCUGGGCCGGCCGGACGGCAAGAGGGACGAAAAGUAUACGCUGAAGCCCGUGGCUGAGGAGCUGAAGACUCUCCUGGGAAGAGAGAUUCUAUUUUUGAACGACUGCGUCGGACCCGAGGUGGAAGCUGCGUGUGCCAAUCCGGCGCCUGGUACCAUAAUUCUGUUGGAGAAUCUGAGAUAUCACGUCGAGGAGGAGGGUAAAGGAGUCGGUCCUGAUGGAAGCAAGAUUAAAGCAGACAAAGACAAAGUCACCGAAUUUAGGGCGUCUCUGAGAAAGCUGGGAGAUGUGUAUAUAAACGACGCCUUCGGAACCGCCCAUCGCGCUCACAGUUCCAUGAUGGGAGAUGGAUUUGAUGUAAGAGCGAGUGGUUUUCUGUUGAAGAAAGAGCUCGAAUACUUUGCAAAAGCUCUGGACAAUCCGGAAAGACCGUUUCUGGCUAUACUCGGAGGGGCUAAGAUCGCUGACAAGAUCCAGUUAAUUAAUAAUCUUCUGGACAAAGUGAACGAGAUGAUUAUCGGAGGUGGCAUGGCCUACACAUUCUUAAAAAUAUCCAAAAACAUGAAGAUUGGAAAUUCACUGUUUGACGAAGAGGGAGCGAAAAUUGUGAAUGACUUAUUGGAUAAAGCGAAAAAGAAUAACGUCCAGAUUCAUCUACCGGUGGAUUUUGUGACCGCCGAUAAGUUUGCGGAGAAUGCAGCGGUGGGAGCUGCGGAUAUUGAGAAUGGUAUACCCGAUGGAUGGAUGGGUCUCGACGUCGGUCCAAAAUCGAGAGAUUUGUUCGCUGAACCAAUUAAGAGAGCAAAGGUCAUAGUAUGGAACGGCCCAGCGGGUGUGUUUGAGUUCGAGAACUUUAGCAAGGGUACGAAGAGCCUGAUGGAUAAUGUCGUUGAGGCCACGACUCGGGGAACGAUCACUAUUAUCGGCGGUGGGGACACGGCGACUUGCGCGGCUAAGUGGAAAACGGAGGAUAAAGUGAGCCACGUGAGCACCGGCGGUGGUGCGAGUUUGGAACUCCUGGAGGGUAAAAUAUUGCCCGGAGUCGCCGCCCUGUCUUCGUCGUAAAUUCGUCUUCGAAGUAUUAAUGUAAAGACCAAUCGUACCGCGAUGUUUUAACGUUCGUCAGUUCUAUAGAAAUUUAACUAGUAGCGUUUGAACUUUGGGGUGACAGAUAUAUUCGUCAAACUCGUUAGCAAGACCAAGAACGUAUCUAUUUUUUGUUCUGAGUUGUCGGUGUAAUCGUGUCGCUCCGUUUAUCGGAAUACCAGCAUUCUUUCACGAGGAACAUUGAAAUUUUACGUUGACUCUUAGAUCUCUAUAGUACGAUCAUAUUAAUGUACAGUUACUGGAUGUGUAUAUUAUCUGUAAAAUGUAAUAUACUAAGAUAACAAUAUAUAAAUUUAUCUUGUACAUUAGCUACUAAGGAUGUAAUUGUAAGGAGAGACAGUCGCCGUUAUACUAAGUGUAAUCGUCCCUGCACGGUAAAAAGUUCGCUCAUAGUUUGAACACAGACUUCGGAUUGCUCUGCAUCGUAUCGAACUGUAAAUAUUAUCUUUUAUUUAAUAGAGUGAUUAUAUACUUCCGGCCGUCUGUAAUGUCGAAAAUAAAUAUCAAACGCACGAU
Molecule: messenger RNA, 2017 nt
Organism: Temnothorax curvispinosus
Lineage: Eukaryota; Metazoa; Arthropoda; Insecta; Hymenoptera; Formicidae
Gene: Pgk
Product: phosphoglycerate kinase
Exons: 5
Coding region: 212-1459 (415 amino acids)
Biological process (GO): glycolytic process; gluconeogenesis
Cellular component (GO): cytosol
Molecular function (GO): ADP binding; ATP binding; phosphoglycerate kinase activity
Source: RefSeq, a predicted model, not a curated record